Molecule: messenger RNA, 6195 nt
Organism: Acanthochromis polyacanthus (spiny chromis)
Lineage: Eukaryota; Metazoa; Chordata; Actinopteri; Pomacentridae
Product: trans-1,2-dihydrobenzene-1,2-diol dehydrogenase-like
Exons: 7
Coding region: 4368-5372 (334 amino acids)
Molecular function (GO): nucleotide binding
Source: RefSeq, a predicted model, not a curated record
UCUUCACUUUCAGUGUGGUGAAUAGACUUGAGCCAUUAGAUUCCUAAUGUGGUAUCUCCAUUGUUGUGAACCUCUUUCACCAUCAUCUCUGAUGAUGCCUCUCUGUGUCCAACACCACAGUUCAACACUUUGUGUUGUUAUCACUACCAAACCUGGUUUCAAGCCGAGGAGCAACUUCACAAUCUGAGAUCACAGGGACUUACACCUCUCCAGCAUUCUUUGUGCAUGUAAAUGUUUUGACCCUGAAACUAGGUCACUGUUGAACAUGCAGAACAUCAUAGAGGUGACGGAUCUUCACUCCAUAAUGGACAUUCCUCAAACCCAAACAGGCACUAUCAGCAGGGUGAUAGAAGUUGGUAUCUACUCCAUGUCUGGGCUCCUGCCAUGUCUACCACUCUCACCGCCACAGGGACCCUGUGAUGGACUCAUAUCGCCUCACACAAUCUGAAUGAUACAACGUGGCACCACCCUGGACUUGGAUAGAGACACAGCUUUGUUUUGUUUUCUGAGUGUGUGAGAGAGGGGCAGAUACAGUAAGUAAAAACAGAAAGUGAGUGAGAGUGUGUGUCCCAUGCUUCCUGGAUUCAGGCUGUGGUUAAUGGAAACAGAUAGCACCGACUCCAGUGGAACAACAACACUGAUGACUUAAACAGAAAUAAACAUUCACCAUCGGUCCAAAACCUCUUCUCAAAGGGCUUUAUUUGUUGGCUGGAAAAAAACUUUUUCAGCUCCAUUAGACACAACAGAAAAAGGGGGACACAUUUUAGUACAUUUGUUAUCAUGAAAACUCACCUUGCUAAGCCCGACCUCAUGCAACUUUUGUUGAACCUUUGGUGCAUAGUUUGUAAGCACAGAACACACCACAAUGCGAUAUUGCAAGUCUAAAAUAACUUGAGUUUAAAACCAGUUUGGAGAAUACUGGUUUAGGAUCGAGCAGGAUUAGGAUUAGGUCAUACUGCUCAGGGUGGUGUCUACUUGCAAAGUUUGGACCGAGCAUCUGCAACUAAGCACACAAUACUGAUUAGAAAAAAACUAUCAACCAUAUAAUAACCAGCCUGCUGAGAGUUUUCAGCCUUAUCAAAGCAUAAGGAGAGGAGACGCCUCACCACGGCAAAUGGGAAUUAGUUGGAAAAAGACAACAAAAAUCAUGAAAACACACAGAGAGUGGGCUAAAAUGAAGAAAGGGAACUUGAUGUAAUGCCUCUAUGUGUGGCUGUACUCACUCUACAUCCUGCUCCCCUCCCCAUCAGCACUAACAUCCAGAUGAAGGGCUGCUAAGUCAGCUCUGGUCCAGCCUGCUCGUGCUCCACAGCUCAACCUCCCCGUGUGUGUGUGCUGCAGACAAAGAUAGGACUCUCAAAGGGCCAGCACAAUGCUGGGCAGCUCAAAGGCUCCCAUUUCUGCCUGCUCCUCUCAGUCUCCCUCUAUCAUACUUUUUCUAAUGGAAAAAAUAUAUAUAACCCAGCCCACACAUCAGAACAUGCUGUAGCAUUGACAAAAUGACUUAUUACUCCUCACUGCACACUUCCCUCUCCCUCGCUGGAUUCAUCAAGCUCCCAACCUCCCCUCAAAAUGGCUGGCACCUCCUGGCGCUCGUCUAGCCUGUCACCCUUCCUCUGCAGUGACCUUGAGACAGAGAUGAAGGAGUGAUGGUGUUCCCAUCACUGCUGCAAUACAGUUUCUCUCCCCCCCACACACACACAAAAAAACAACACGCACAGCACCAAGAUGGCUCUCACUUUUACUGACAGCUGGAGGAGGGGGAAGAAAAAACCCCUUUGCAUAUCUACAUCAAUCAAAACAGGAUUAGGGUGCCUCUCUCUGGUCCUUUUUAUUUCCCAUUAACUUGAAGUUGCUGAUGAAAUACGGCGCUGUUAAAUGGUAACUGGAGUUGCAGGGCUCCAUUGUAUCUUCUACUAUCUUCACCAGUUAAUUUAAAAACAGUAAAACAUCUAUAUUUUAUCCAAAAAACAUGGAAGCCUUUACAUUUUUGAACUGUAAUCCCCCUCAAAAAUCUUUAAAGACCCAGCAUCUUCAUUACCAGGAUUAUUUUUUGCAACACUCCUAUAUCGCCAGUGCCAAUGACAAAGGGGGGCAAAGUGUUUCUGACAGCAAGAUACACAGAUGAAAUGACAUGACAAUGUGUGAAACAAAACUGUCUGCUGUGAUCAACCACCUCCACAGGCAAAAUGAUCCACCCCCUCUAAAGAAACUUGUGACUGGUCACAUGACUCAUUGAAUGCUAUUCUUUCACGUUCUGGGGGAAUGGGGAUGUGGACAAGAGAUGAUGCAUGAAUUCUUAAUCAAAUAAAGACAGUGAGAAGUGAUAGGAGUGGAAGGCAAUCGUCCUGGCCAUGCUGAAUUAAUGAGGCGCUGGCUUCCUUCCGCAUGCCAGGUUUCUGAAUGACUCGGCUCAUCAGCCGUCUUUACCGUCUGCGCCCAUCCCCGGGCCAGACUCAGUGGGCUCAGAAAGCUGAUCUCCACUCUAUGCUGGCCACACUUCAGUCAUUAAAACAGAAAGUCUGAUCAGUUUGCAGCCUUGUUUUCCUCAUGACCUUGACUGUGCACGGGGAAGGCAGCUUUCAGCAAAAGAUUGAGAGUUUAAGUUAAGUUGAAAAGUAGGAAUUCAUGGCUCAGCUGAGGGUGAGAUCGAAGGGGCAUGAAGGAGGAGGGGGUGAUCAGGUGACCCCAUUCAAAUCCUGUCCAGAACAACCUUCCCUGACCACCUGAGCCUCUGCGUUGUGUGCCCAUCUGCUGGCAGUGGAGUCAGGCAGCACAGAACCAAUUCAUCGCUUCACACCAAUUCAAAAUCUAGUUGCACUCGCCCUGUCAGGUUACACCUUCUCUCUCACACAUCUACCUCUUUUUCUUAACACCUGCGAUGAUGUCACCGAAUAGUCCUCCGAAGAAACGCCGCUGUGUAUUCUCCCUCACAAAAAGUAAAAAUUACUCAAAGAGGAGUUGGGCAUUCCCAUGGCAACCAGGUCCUGUGGUAUAGGCAGGGAUAUUGGGCCAAGCCCAAUGCCAUUUGCAUACAAAUUGCCCAGCUGGUACCUUGUUGUUAUGACAACGGCACACAGCUCCCAGAAUUCAUUUGGAAGUGAAAUACAAAAGGAAAGCAGCCAGCUAGGAGAAUCAUUCAUAAAAUUCCCUUUUCUUCUGUAAUGAAGAUGUUGCUGGCACGAUGUUCGCGUGUAAAUCCAAUCACCAUACAUCACCUGCAGGAGAAGAAGUCAUACACUCAAGACUGCAAUUACUUGAAACGAUAAUUGCUUUAAUGUAGAUAAAAUUGUGUGAACUGUGAAAUGAUAUGAAUCCACAAUAUGUCUUACUACUGUACACACUCGCUGUAGACUCAAUCUGAAGCAUUAUGAAAUGACUGUCUUAGCAUAUAACUAUCCUGACAUGACAUUUGAUAUUUGCUUUUGUUUCGUGAAACGAUCAACAUCCUCAGUUCGACCUCUUAUGGGGACAUUUCAGUGCAUCUACCUCCUCGUUGGUUCACCUGAUUUUGCAAACCUGUAUAUAAUUCCCUACAAUGAGCCGUGCCAAAUCCUCAGAGCUUGAGAGAGAAAGUAAACUCUGCUGACAACACAGUGUCCUCUACUGGCAGCAUGUGGCAGGAAGUUUACACAACUGCCUGUCUGGCUAAACAGAUAAUAUUUAGCUCAAGGGCAAGUGAGCUGAUGCUUUUCCAUAGUCAUCCUGGCUCAGCUUACUGGUCAGUUAAAUUGCCCUGCGCUGGGCUCCAUGAGCAUUCUGUGAACCCAGCAAAUCUAUUUAUUCCAGCAACCCCCAUGAGACUCUGGUUUAAUCAUUGGCUUCUGUGUGGCUGUCAAAUCAUCGCAGGCUAAUCAGUUUCCCUCCCAGUGGGAAACAAAGCAGCUCCUGGUUCCAAUAUUUGACCUGCGCUGCUGUGGGAGACUGCUGACCUGUGGGCAAGGUGAACCCUCACCCUGGCCAGUGUACAUUAAACUGAGCACUUCUCUUCAGCAUGUUAAUGAUGGGCAAAAGGCCCAAAUGAUACUGCUGUUACAGAUUGUUGGAGACGACUGGUGCUAACAACUUCAGCCCGGAUCAAAAGGCCUGUAUCAGCAACAUCACAACAACACAGCAGGAUGUGUGUGCGUGUUUGUGCGUGCGUGUUACAACCUCUACCUCGGGGUGGGAGCAGAAGGAAGGUGACACAUCGUGCCUCUCCAGCAUAUAAAUGUAGGAGCCUUGUAGCUGCUGGCUCUAAGGCGUGACCGUUUAGUAGGUUUCUUCCCUUGAACGCGCCAACCUUUCCCAAGGUCACAACUUGCCAGCAACUCAGAUCUUUGCUAAAGCAACAUCCCACUCAUUUGCCACUUACCAUCCAAUUCAACAUGGCAACUCGAUGGGGACUCUGUGGAGCGGGAAAGAUCAGCCAUGACUUCAGUGUGGCCAUGAAGACGCUUCCUCCUGGAGAUCACCAGAUAGCAGUCAUUGCGUCAAGGAGCAUGGAGCGUGCCAAAGAUUUUGCCAAGAGACACGGUAUUCCUAAAGCUUACGGAAGCUAUGAGGAGCUGGCCAACAGCCCAGACAUCGACAUUGUGUACCUGGGAGUGCUGCACACAGAACACUGGCGGGUUGGUCUGCUGUUCCUCAAGGCGGGAAAAAAUGUGUUGUGUGAGAAACCCUUCGCUAUGAACUCCAGACAAGUGAAAGACCUUAUCGCUGCAGCCAAGAAAAACAAUGUCUUCCUAAUGGAGGCCAUCUGGUCCCGCUGUUUCCCUGUGCACGCUGAGGUGCGCAGGCUGCUGGCGGAGGAGGCAGUAGGGGAGGUGAAGCUGGUAAAAGCGUACUUCGGCUCCCCUCAGCUCCACAUCUCCCGCUCGGUGGAGAAGGAGCUGGGUGGAGGAGCUCUGCUGGACAUUGGAGUCUACUGCCUGCAGUUUGUGCUGAUGGUGUUCAACGGCGAGAGGCCAGAGUCCAUCCAGGCCACGGGGGUGCUGCUUGACUCAGGAGUGGAUGAGUCAGUGGUUGUGGUGAUGAAAUUCUCCAGGAAGAGGAUGGCCUUCUGUGCCUUUUCAAUCGCUGCUCGACUUCCAAACGAUGCUGUCAUCAGCGGCACUAAGGGCUCCAUUAAAGUCCUUGGCCCCAUGCACUGCCCGACCACCCUGGUGGUGAACGACAAGGAAACAGAGUACCCCCUGCCUGAGCCGAGUCUCCCUCUAAAUUUCACCAACAGCACCGGGCUUCGCUAUGAGGCAGAAGAAGUGAGGCAGUGCCUGCUUAAAGGACUUAAGGAGAGCCCACGGAUGCCUCUGGCGGACUCUGUCUUACUGACAGAGAUCAUGGAUGAAAUCAGGAAGCAGGUGGGAGUUGUCUUCAGCCAGGACAGCCAGUGACAUCACUCCAAAGCAGAGCUCUUUCACCCGACAUCCUCAGAUAGAGAAGAGGGAGCUGCUCGAGGCAGGCUUUGGAUCUAUGGAAUAAGCAGAUCACUCAUGGCACUGUGUGACAAAGCCUGAGCAGACACAGGCAAGACCGAGGCAACUGUGUCUUGCAUAACGUUUGUCACUGAAUUAAAGAAUCAGUAAACUAUUGGAACAUGCAAAUUGCACGUGUGUUACUAUUAGUAUUAUUUGCAUUUACGUAGACCCAUGAUAGUUCCAAACAUAGCAAGUGUAGCCCAGAUUAACUGUGUAAACGGCACAGACUAUUUUUGUAUUACACAAUUCGCAUAGUCAGAUUGAUAACAUGUCUUCAACUAGAUAACUCACAAUGAAAACAAACAAGUAACUGCAGCUGUAAUGAAGUCCUAGACCUUUAAAGACAAACCCAGCUGUCACUGUGAGGUGUGUGAUUGAUGAAUUCAAUAAAGGACUGAUUGUGAAAGCCAUGUUUCAUUUCAAAAAUUAUCUGCUGCAUAGAAGAAGAGACUUGGAGUGGCACAUUUGAAUCGAAGUGUUCUGUCAUGUCUGACCCUUUCAGCGGUGUACAAAUAGAUUCAAAAAUAGGUUGCACUGUCUGCUUUUCAAGGUUAGGAUAGAGAAAGGCCUUUAUGAGUCAGCAAAGAGCACAGCUCAUUUACCACUUGUUCUCAACCUUUUGGGCUCACUGGAUGGUGUUACAUUCAUACAGGAUGCGUCCCAUGAAUGUAAAAAGGCACAUCUUGAUGUGCUGACAUUAUUUUGGGCUUAGUAUUUUGUUUGGUUGAUGAGCAAUGCU